UUUGCAGGGAAGUGGUAUUUUACCAUAUGAUUAAAAAAAAAAAACAAUUGGGAGGCAUAGGAGAAGUCGUCGAAAUAGACGAGUCAAAAUUUGGACGCCGUAAAUAUCACAGAGGACACCGGGUAGAAGGCCAGUGGGUAUUUGGUGGUUAUGAACGGGGAAGUGGAGAUUGCUUCUUAAUUCCAGUGGAAGACAGAAGCGCAGAAACAUUAGUACGGAUAAUCGAAGAGUGGAUAAAACCAGGCACGACGAUUAUUUCCGAUUGCUGGAAGGUACGUAUUAUUUAGCACUAUAAUAAAGGGUGAUCGGUCAAAAUAAAAUAAAAUUAGGAAAAUACAAAAUAAUAAAUAAAACCGUUGCCGUCGCUCGUCGC
Messenger RNA from Myzus persicae (green peach aphid), 373 nucleotides. RefSeq lists its product as uncharacterized. The transcript has a single exon. The record is from RefSeq and is a predicted model, not a curated record. NCBI's taxonomy places the organism in Eukaryota, Metazoa, Arthropoda, Insecta, Hemiptera, Aphididae. Bases 27 to 287 code for a protein of 86 amino acids.